AUGACAGGAAUCUACCCUACUAAUUGUUGCACCAUCAUUAACAGUGGAAUCCAGGGACCUGAAAAACGGCUUCAGGGUCUGCUUGCCCAGGUUGUUGAUAGUGGUCGCCCUCCUCUUUCUUCUUCAGCAUUUAUAAGCAUCUAUGUGAUACAACAAAGCCAGUACCCUCCUUCCGCACUUCCUCUCGAGAUCUUCAUCACAACCAACGAAAGAACCUUCCGAGGUGGAGUUCUUGGCAAAAUUCAUGCCACUGAUCGAGACCCCCAUGAUACUCUAUUGUACAGCUUUGUGUCAGUAGUCCCUGAAAAGAAACAAUUCUCUGUGGGACUUUCAGAUGGAAAAAUAAUUGCAACCGAAGGUCUCCAACAUGGCCACUAUUCUCUGAAUGUAAGUGUGAGUGAUGGAACCUUUUCAACCAUAACCAGAGUCCAGGUUCAUGUAUGGUCCUUCAGCCAGGAUGCCCUUGAUAAAGCUGUGACACUGCAUUUCCGUCAUCUUAACCCAGAAGAAUUUAUAAGUGACCACUGGCGCAACCUGCAGCGGUUUCUGGGGAAUAUCUUAGAGACAAAGCGACAGAAUGUCCACAUGGCUAGCUUGCAACCUUCAGAGGCUUCUAAUGGGGUAGAUCUUCUGUUGGCAGUUGGAGAACCCCAAUAUUCACUCUAUAAGCCCAGCUUCAUUGCUACCCGGAUUUCUCAGUCGACUGAAGAAAUGGACCAGCGAGUUGGGCUGCGAGUAAAGAAAGUGACCUAUGUCCCAUGCCAUGAGGACAACUGUAUCAUUCAACGCGCUUGCAAAGAAACCUUUCAACUUGAUCCGGGCACAGUGUUCACAUAUAGUUCUGCCCGAUUCAGUGUGCUCACUCCUCGGCACAGUUUGGAACAGAUCUGCUCUUGCAAUGGCACAGCUUUGAGGUUCAGUGGGCACAGUUACAUAUGGUAUCACCAUCAAGGCAAACGGGAUUGGCAGAUGAACUUCCAUUUACAAACCCACCAGCUCCAUGCCAUAUUGCUUACAACCAACGGAAGCAACAGUGCUGUUCUACAGCUUGUUAAUGGAGUACCUCAUCUUGGAUACAGAUGUCGGAGUGGCUUUAGUGCGAACCUUUCAUCUCACCGUUUCGUGAGUGACAGCAUGUGGCAUUCGGUCUUUCUAGAAGUGAAAAGCCAUUCGAUCCAUUUGCUGGUUGAUGACAUGGGAAAUGCCUCCCUCCAUCUCCCAGAGAGCUGUAGCAUUUCCCACUCCACCAGAGAUCUGUUGAUUGGAGGACUAGUACAGCAUCAUCAGCCUCAGAGAAUCACUGGUGGGUUCAAGGGCUGCCUGAAUAUGAUUACUAUGGAUGGAAGAAAUCUGGUGGUUCUGCCCAAAGAAAAACGGUCCAGAGGGGUGGUUGAAGAAUCAAGCAUUAGGCAGUGCUGUCCACACAGUGGUGCCUGUAGCAGCAACCCCUGCCUUAAUGACGGACUCUGCAGUGAGGUACAAAAUGGAGGUUAUGUUUGCACCUGCACCACACAGUUUUCUGGAGAUCACUGUGAAGUGGCUGAUGGCUUUUGUGAAGGAAAUCCUUGCUUACAUGGAGGGACAUGUGAACUUUCUGAGAAAGGCGGCUAUAUUUGCCGUUGCCCAGAGAGAUAUUGGGGGGAAAGGUGUGAAAAAGUUGCUGAGAAAUGUUUGCAAAAUCCUUGCAAGAACUCAGGACGUUGUGUGAAUAGUGAGGGUUUUCUUCACUGCAUCUGUACAGAUCACUUCCAGGGACCAUUCUGCAGCCAAACAAUUGGGAUUACAACUAUUAAUCCCUCCAGUGAGAUUUGGAAGCCUGAAGUGAUUGCCAAAAUCUCUGCUGGGGUGUUAGGUAUAGUCAUCCUGGUGAUAGCUAUUAUAACCAUCUACAAACGCUACUGCCACAAAGUCAAAGCUCACAAGCCAGUGGCCAAAGAAGAUCCAGACCUGCUCUCCAAGAGUGAAUUCUCAAAAAGUGUUGGGGUUGGCACUCAAGGUCUUCCACCGAUUGAACUCAAUAUUCUCAAUAAUAGUCAUCACAACCAUUUCAGUGCUCUAGAUCCAGCCAAGCCUUCUGUUGUGCCAGAAUUCACUACCUUCCAUUCAAGCAAUGUGCAGAAACAACGGGGUGCCAUUGUGUGCAGUGUGGCUCCCAAUCUCCCAGCUGCUGCCCCAUUAUCUAACACUGAAAAUGACUCUACAUUGAAGAGUUCCUGGACUGGAGAAAAAAUGGUGUAUCCAGGAGAAACAACCUACUGGCCACCAAGAUAUCAGUCAACAGACACUCAAGAAUAUCAUCAAUAUGAAGUUAUUGAAACUCUCCUUCCACCUUCCCCGUGCCAUCGACCUCUUCCUCCUCCUGUAGACUCAGAUCCAGCUGGCCUUUAUGGUGGCUUUCCUUUCCCACUUGAUCAAAACAACAAGCGGGCUCCUAUUCCGCCUCGUUACAGCAAUCAAAAUCUGGAAGACUUCUUACCCCCUGGUUCUGCUGAGCUACCUUCUUCCCAGUGUCAGAACGAAUACACUGCGAUCAGCUACUACCCUUCUCAGUUGGUGGAAAAUGAAGGGCCACUUUACCAUCCAGACAAUGGGUACAAGAGGGUUAGCAUGAGACUUAGUGUGGCCCAGCCCUCCUACGCAGACUGUGAAAUCAGGCCUGUACCGAAUGUGAGAACUCAGCCAGCAUUGCCUUCUAACUAUGAGGGCUCUGACAUGGUGGAGAGUGACUAUGGAAGCUGUGAAGAAGUGAUGUUUUAAAACAAAACAAGUGCAUCUGCAUUCUCAAUGUGCCUGAAGGAGAAGGCAUUUAAUUCAAGUAUACUUUACUGAAAUGUGCAACCUUUCCAUUUUAACAGCAGCAUUUUCCCUCCUGGGUAACUAUGCUAAAAGAUAGCAUUGAUGGUUCUGCCCACGGUCCAGCCCCAUUUUUCUGACUUGGAUAGGACUUCAAAGGGAUCAUGUCGCUGUUUUAUAAAGUUGGAUUGUAUCUGGACAGAAAGAUGGAAUUGCAAACCAGGACAUAUGAAAGCGCUUUCAAUGAGUGCUGGUAGAAAUCAUUUUCCUCAGUCAUAGUGAUUCCUUGAAAAGCAAGUGGCAAACUACAUCAAUUCUGUUUUGUUCAUGUAUCUCAUUCUGAAAAUGGUUACAUUUAUUGUAAUGAUGCAACGGUUGGUUGUGCAUUGUAAAGGUAGCAAAAUUGAUAACGUGGAUUCUUGCUGUAAACAUCAGAGAGAUUGGAACUAAAGCAUUAUUGAGUAGUAGUCAGAAUUUUUUAAUAGUGUUUUUAUUCCUAAAAACCAAGAUUUUCAUUGGUUAAAAAACUCCCAGAAUAGAAUUGAGAUUUUAAAGACAAGCUAUCCUGCAGUUGUGUCACUGGUAAUUGACAGGGGGAAGCAUCUGACUGAAAUAACACAAAAGUUUAUAAAAGGAGUGUGUUGCAUUGG
Notechis scutatus (mainland tiger snake) is the source of this 3443-nucleotide messenger RNA. The record is from RefSeq and is a predicted model, not a curated record. Lineage: Eukaryota; Metazoa; Chordata; Lepidosauria; Squamata; Elapidae.